Messenger RNA from Paramisgurnus dabryanus, 1131 nucleotides. RefSeq names its product orthodenticle homolog 5 (gene otx5). NCBI's taxonomy places the organism in Eukaryota, Metazoa, Chordata, Actinopteri, Cypriniformes, Cobitidae. The record is from RefSeq and is a predicted model, not a curated record. Gene Ontology annotation, molecular function: DNA-binding transcription factor activity, RNA polymerase II-specific; RNA polymerase II cis-regulatory region sequence-specific DNA binding. Gene Ontology annotation, cellular component: nucleus. Gene Ontology annotation, biological process: multicellular organism development; regulation of transcription by RNA polymerase II.
AUGUCUUAUAUGAAACAGCCUCAUUACUCAGUGAACGGGUUGACUUUGUCCGGUACCGGGAUGGAUCUCCUGCACUCUGCUGUCGGUUACCCGAACACUCCACGCAAACAACGACGGGAAAGGACCACGUUCACACGCGCGCAGCUCGACAUCCUUGAGUCGCUGUUCGCUAAGACUCGAUACCCGGACAUCUUCAUGAGAGAGGAGGUGGCGCUCAAAAUUAACCUUCCCGAGUCCAGAGUUCAGGUGUGGUUUAAAAACCGCCGCGCUAAGUGCCGUCAACAGCAGCAACAGCAGCAGAGCAGCGGUCAGACCAAACCCAGACCUACAAAGAAGAAGUCAUCACCCGCCAGAGAGCCCAGCACUAGCGAAGCCAGCGUCAGCACCAACGGACCUUACAGUCCACAGCCAGCACCCCCGGUUCCGACCAUUGCACCCAGCAGCACCAGUGCCACAGUCUCCAUCUGGAGCCCGGCGUCCAUCUCGCCCCUGGGUGACCCUCUGUUGGUUUCGAGCACUCCUUGUCUUCAGCGCUCCGGCGCGUACCCGAUGACCUACACGCAGGCUCCGGCCUACGGUCAGGGCUACGCGAGCUCUUCUUCUUAUUUCACAGGACUGGACUGCAGCUCUUACCUGUCUCCCAUGCACCCGCAGCUGUCCUCCACAGGGGGCGCUCUCAGCCCCAUCACCGCCUCGUCUAUGGGUGGGCCACUCAGUCAAUCUCCGGUGUCGCUGUCAUCGCAGGGCUACACCGCUGCUUCUCUGGGCUUCGGCACCGUCGACUGUUUAGACUACAAAGACCAGACGGCAUCCUGGAAACUCAACUUCAACGCUGCAGAUUGUUUGGACUACAAGGACCAAAACUCCUGGAAGUUUCAGGUCCUGUAAAUGAAAGAGAGCUAUACAUAGGGAAACCUGUUUUUGAACACAACACAGACUUUCAAGCGUAUAGACAUAGAAAAGCAAGAAGACAAGAAGUUUACUGUAAAAAAUGUUGCGGUAGUUAUGCAGCUGUUUGCCAGUAACUAACUGUAGAUUUGUAUUUAUGUUAUUUGCGGGCAACAGUUUGUUCAAAGUAAAAUGAACAUUAAACAUUAACAAGUUUUCACAGAAUAAAACUAAAUUAACAGC